This is a messenger RNA of Pseudozyma hubeiensis SY62, 1329 nucleotides long. RefSeq names its product leucine-rich repeat-containing protein. The transcript has a single exon. NCBI's taxonomy places the organism in Eukaryota, Fungi, Basidiomycota, Ustilaginomycetes, Ustilaginales, Ustilaginaceae. Bases 1 to 1329 code for a protein of 442 amino acids. The record is from RefSeq and is a predicted model, not a curated record.
AUGAGCGGCAUAUCUCGCCUUUUACGCUGGGCCCCGUUCCUUUGGGCUGUUUGCAAACUGACAAACAACCCGAGCAGGGCCGCUCGACCCCAGCUUCUCAACAAUCAAUCUGGCACACAACAUCCAGCUGGUCAUUCCGAUCUCUUCGACAGCUUAAGCUUUCCAGCUCGUACUCUGGUCAGACAGACUCACCCUCCGAGGCCAACCUUAGCAGCACGUCCGCCACGCGCACCCUCUCCAACCGAGUCUGAGAGGUCAGUAAUUGCUUCUCUUCCGGACAAUGACUUUGUCCAGAGGACUGUUAGAGCACUUUUGCGCACUCGUACCCCUGUCCGUUACGCAGGAUGGCAGAUGGAGAACCCACACCGGCUGCCAAUCCGCCUAGCUCAAAGAGCCGUGUCAGCGUCCAGUGCGAUCCUCAACCAAGUACGAGGUGCACACUUCGGCAUGCCUAUUCCAAACGAGCUGCAAAUCGGUAUCCUUAUCGCUGCGCGUCAUCCUGUGAGGAAGUCAGGUAUCUUCAACGAAGUCGACAUGCUCUUGGUCUGCAAACAUUGGAACAGCAUCCACCGACCUUACUAUUGGAAGAAACGUUGGCUCAACCUCAGACCCAUCGUGGCAAGCUGGAAGUCCAUCGGUGAGCGCCUCACCUGUCUCAGCAAGAACGCCGAUGUUAUUCACAACGUCAACCUUUCAGGCGUGGCUACCGAUAUCCUUCCGAUGUCGCUCGAACAAGCUGUACGCGAGUGUCCCGAAAUCGCGAUGAUCGCCAAUUGCACGGUGGAGAAGAUUAAGAUCGGCCGGCUCGACAGCUUGAACGAGAUACUCCUCAAGCAGAUCCUGCUCUAUCGUCAGGAAAAGAUCCGCCACUUCGAAUUUCAACUCGAAGAUAUAAUCCUCUUCCUUGGCCGACGCUCGAUUUUUGCAAAAUCUGAGUUCUUGCUACCUCAGGUACGCAGAGUCACGGUAAACAUCAGCAGCGUCAAAGAUGCCCACGAGCUCGAUGAUUUGUUCGGAAACAGUGCUCGUCUCGUUUCCAACUUCGUUGCUGAGCUCGUCGGUAGAGACAAGAAGCAGGAGGAAGUUCAGGUUGAACUUCGCUUGGUCUGCCAUUCCAAGGUGCAGGGGGGCUCCAGGCCACAGCUCACACAAGGUCACAUCUUCUUGGUGGCUCAGAUCGUCGAUUUCACUCGAGAGUUGCUAAAAUACGUGGCAGGGCUCAAUCUAGUAAUGUCUUUCCAAGCGCCUUUCCGCUUACAGGCUGCCCAAAAUCUCACAGUUCUGCGCAUCUGGGCGAGAGAGAACAACGUCUCGUUGAUCAACGCAUAG